Molecule: messenger RNA, 883 nt
Organism: Trifolium pratense (red clover)
Lineage: Eukaryota; Viridiplantae; Streptophyta; Magnoliopsida; Fabales; Fabaceae
Exons: 1
Coding region: 166-777 (203 amino acids)
Source: RefSeq, a predicted model, not a curated record
UAUACAUCACAAGAUGGAUUAGUUUAACAAACAUCAAUUUCUACAAUGUACAUUUUCCCAACCCAAAUCACACUUUCAUUUUAAUUACAUUAUAUAGUUCAUUUCAACACUUCAACUCAAUUCACAAUCACAUUCAUAUUCAUUCUAACACAAAAAACUCAUAAGAUGGGAAACCAUGUCUCAUUUCGUCCUUCGGAUUCAACCGGUAAAGUUAUUUUCUUAGAUGGUUCGGUUCAUGAAUUCGACGAACAAAUAACAGUUGCGGAGUUAAUGAUGGAUCAUCCACAAAAAGUAGUAGUUGAGUUUCAAUCAGCUGUAAAUCAGAAAAGACCAACACCAUUGCCAGCUGAUAAGAAGCUAGAAAUGAAAAAGAUUUAUCUUAUGCUUCCUGUGAAGCAAGGGAAGCCUAUAGGUUUAAGUAGCCAAGAAACGCGUCGCGUUCUUUUGAUGGUUAAUUCUGUUUUGAAUUCUAAUUAUGUUUUGUGUUCUUCUAAGUUUCUUCCUUGGUUUAGUAGUUUGUGUCAUAGUAGUGGAAUUGUGGAGCCUCAGAGAAAGGAAGAUGUGGAGGAGGAGGAGAAGAAGGGAGAGGGAAGCAGUUUUUCGGAGAAUUUGCCGGAUAUUUUGGAAGGGAGGCCUGAGUUUUUGAAUAGGCAGAUUUCAAGAAAAGGGUCAUGGAAGCCUAGUUUGGAUACUAUUAAGGAGAAGAUUAUUGAGAAAAAACAUAGUCAUUGGUUGUUUCUCAAGAGUUCAAGUGGUAGUAAUUUUAGUUUUGAUUAGUAUAAUUAAUUAUGCCUCUUGUUUAAUUUCAUGUGUAUGUGGGGUAUUUAAUCUUACUAUGUGUAAAAAUGUUAAUGAGUAUAUAUAUGCCUCUUGUUUAAUUGUA